This is a messenger RNA of Penicillium manginii, 1158 nucleotides long. RefSeq names its product putative cell division protein kinase (Ctk1). NCBI's taxonomy places the organism in Eukaryota, Fungi, Ascomycota, Eurotiomycetes, Eurotiales, Aspergillaceae. Gene Ontology annotation, cellular component: cytoplasm; nucleus. Gene Ontology annotation, molecular function: ATP binding; cyclin-dependent protein serine/threonine kinase activity. Bases 1 to 1158 code for a protein of 385 amino acids. The transcript is spliced from 5 exons. The record is from RefSeq and is a predicted model, not a curated record. Gene Ontology annotation, biological process: protein phosphorylation.
AUGGACUGGAAAAAGUCCCUAGGGUUUACGGAUCGUCUCAGGACUAUUCAGUCACUUACCUCCGCCUAUCAACAGUCAUCUUCGUCGGCUGCCUUCACCGAGGCCCAAGCACAGGCCAGACAAUGUGAAACUGCUUUCUACGACCAGGCUACCUCCAAGAAAGAGUAUGACCAUUUGUGUCAACAAGCCAUCGAUGAGGCGGAAAUAUCCAAAUCCUCCACUUCGGCUACCAUCAGCUCGGACCAACAACCAGAUGAUCAUGUCCACCAAGAGCUAGAUAUAGAUGCAUCGUCAUCUAUAAACCCAUCGGUCGGUCAACAAUUCGGCCAAUAUGCAUCAUGCUUCCAUCAUUUUGAUGGACUUCAUUCUACCAUUUAUAAGUCAACCGCCAAGGAUGGCACGGUACGAGCCGUCAAAAUCACCAUUCCGCAUCUCAUGACAGCUCCUCACGAUGCACCACGAGAGGCACGGUUACUUCGUGAAGCAAGCAGUGAAAAGGUCAUCCCGUUAAUUGAGACCUUUACUCUCGAUGGAGGUCGACUAGUGUUGGUCCUUCCCUUCCUGCGGUACGAUUUUGAGCACCUACUGCGACGAGAUAUGGUCACUGCGACACAGACGCGACACAUUCUACGCGAUUUGUUUCAGGCGAUUGCUCAUAUUCACAAGCUCGGCAUUAUCCAUCGGGAUAUCAAACCGUCCAAUAUUCUGAUGGACUCACCCGAAGGCCCGGCCUACUUAGCCGACUUUGGCAUCUCUUGGAAAGAAGGAGACCCAGGCUCCGAGCCGGCCGACCAGAAGAUCACAGACGUGGGGACUACAUCCUACCGUGCCCCCGAGGUACUCUUUGGGUAUAGGGGAUAUGGUACCGGGUUAGAUCAGUGGGCCGCGGGUUGUGUUGUGGCAGAAGCUCUCACGGUCGGACACGGGCAGCUAUUCGAUUCCGGGCCCAUUGGGAGUGAUCUGUCGCUUAUUUUCUCAAUUUUCAAGGCGCUGGGAACCCCUGAUGAGAAGAAUUGGCCUGAGAUACUCAAGUUGCCGGACUGGGGCAAGGUGGAGUUCCACCCGUUACCAAGUCAAUCUUGGGACGACAUCCUGCCGGGCUCAUCUUCCAACGGGCGGGAUUUGGCCCUCCGACAUCCUUACUUCUCCACACAUUAA